This is a messenger RNA of Lineus longissimus, 694 nucleotides long. RefSeq lists its product as uncharacterized. The coding region runs from base 12 to 662 and encodes 216 amino acids. NCBI's taxonomy places the organism in Eukaryota, Metazoa, Nemertea, Pilidiophora, Heteronemertea, Lineidae. The record is from RefSeq and is a predicted model, not a curated record. The transcript is spliced from 4 exons.
UCCUUGCCGCCAUGACAUUUGUGACGUCACUGCCGAUCUUGACCUUGGCAGGAGAUGAGUUGAACCUCGUUACAACCACGACAAGCUAUUUAUCCACCCUGAAGCGACAGGCCCAUGUCGCCUUUAAAGAAUUUAAAAAAACACACCUCCACCUCCUUCCCGCUGAUGAAUUCAACACGUUCAAGGAUUACGCCAAAUCGAUCAUUUCCGAUCGAAUAAAUGUAUGUAGCAUACGUGUAUCCCUUCCAAAGUUCCACAGAUUAAACAAGACCAUCACUGUGAAGGAAGUGUACCGAACGCUAAAGAGGUUUGCCUUUGAGUACAAGGAAGCUGUGGAUUAUAUUCAUCGUCACGCCAGCAGGUGCGAUGCACACACCCGCACACACCCUCAGAAGCUGUUAAAAGAGCUGAGAAAAAUACACCAUACGACAAGGAUACUGUACGAUAAUACUAAAACAGUGAUGGUGGAGCUUGGUUUUGGGGAUAGUGGAGAAGCACAGCACGACUUCACUGGCGCGCCCUCAUCAAGCGGAUGCCAUUGCUUUAUGGAUUACUACCUGGCUGUGAUGUACAGACUCAAAAAACAGACUUAUCGUUUAAAUACACUAUGUCCUAUAUGUGUAAACAGCAGUCCAUUCCACGACUGUUCGAAGAAAUGCUAAAACUAUGAACUUGGCUGUGGUACGCCGCCAGA